This is a messenger RNA of Trametes versicolor FP-101664 SS1, 5124 nucleotides long. RefSeq lists its product as uncharacterized. The record is from RefSeq and is a predicted model, not a curated record. Gene Ontology annotation, biological process: intracellular signal transduction; cyclic nucleotide biosynthetic process. The coding region runs from base 292 to 5124 and encodes 1610 amino acids. Lineage: Eukaryota; Fungi; Basidiomycota; Agaricomycetes; Polyporales; Polyporaceae. The transcript is spliced from 5 exons. Gene Ontology annotation, molecular function: protein binding.
GGCGACGAACCACCCACGCCUCCACCCAAGUCUUCAUCUCAUCGCUUUGGGUUCCCUCCCAAGCCGUCAUUUCCAUCAUUCACGCUCCCGCGCCACGCCAGUACAUCCAGCAUCAGCGUGUCAACCACUGCCACCGCCCGUCCAUCGGAAACGUUCAGCAUACAUUCCAAUGAUUCAGGCCGUUCAGGACGAACGCUGAAGAAACCCUCGCUGAACCCACUAAGCCUACUCAAGAAGCGGUCCCAAAGUCGGUUACGCUCCGAGCGUCCCGCGGUCGAGCCCCCACCUCCGAUGCCUUCUCCCGACCUGUCCUUCCAUCCUACGCCGACGACGCCCCCCGGGUCCUUUUCUAAGAAAGACCGGUCUACGCGCAAGAAGAAGCCAUCCUACCCGAACCCACCCACAGUACCUCCAAAAUCUUCCCUGCAUCCACUGGAUACGAAUCUAGACGAGAUGGAUGGCAUCGUCGACCUCGCCGCGUUCCCCCCUGCCAAUCCUGAUAGCAAUUCUCCUGGUAGCGGGUUCGAGUCCUCGCAUCAGUCGAGCUCGGACGUCUCUUCGAUGCAGUUUGGCUCUAUCGGGGCGUCACAGCACAGCGUGUUCACAAAUCCGUUCUUGUCUGGCAGCCAGCGACGAUUGGCUCCCGGGGCUCUCGUGUAUGACGGCCGCAGGAUAUCACCCAAAGCUCGACCUCCGGGUAUGGUGCCAACGGUAGGUGUGGAAGGAGACCCGCCUUCCUGGACAGCUCCGGAGAGCUGGGCCGUCGAAAAGGACGUAGACCCAUCGAUCACGGCAUAUUCGUCGUCGGACGAGAGCGUGCAGGGAGCAAAGGUCACGACGCCACCACAGCAGCCGCGAACGACCACCAAACAGAAAAAGAAGCCGCGAAAUCCUCAACCAAAGGGGCUUUACAAGGUCCGGAUAUACCGCGCGAACAACUCGUACCACGUUGUGUCCUGCGACUUGAAUGUGACGGUCGCGCAGCUGACGCCUCAGCUCAACAAGAAGCUGCUCCUGGACCCUGGAGUAGAGCCACAUAGGUUGCAUCUCAAGGAACGAGGUCGAGAACGAGUGCUUGCGCCGACCGAGAGGCCUGCCGACAUCGUGCGGAGACGAUUGGAGCAAGCCGGUUAUGAUUUCGCGGACGGCCUAGAUCUCCUAGGAGCCGACGACAUACAGUUCCUGCUGAAGUUUGUGUACAAGAGCAAUGUGCUUGGACCGCCGGAGGACGAGAUGCAGUUUGACUCCUUUGACUUGAUCGACCUCACCUCCCGCAGUCUCAGGGCGGUACCCAUCACGUUAUACGCGCACGCCGACGCCAUCGUCUCCCUCAACCUGUCUCGGAACCCCAUGCUGGAGAUUCCAUUAGAUUUCAUCCAAGCAUGCACGACGCUCCGCGAACUACGUCUUUCCCACAUGGCUCUCAAGAAGGUUCCCCAGAGCGUUCGACAUUGUCGCACUUUGCAGCGGCUGGACUUGUCGUGUAACCGCAUGACAGACCUCGACGAUGCCGGUCUGGAGAAGAUACCGCAGCUCCGCCAUCUAAAGCUGCAGAAUAAUCGGAUGGAUGCCCUCCCGAAAUACUUCGUUGGCAUGCACGAGCUACGCGACCUGAACAUCUCGAACAACAAGUUCAAAGACGUACCAUCGGUGGUGUGCGGCCUCCAGUCACUCGUCGACCUCGACGUGUCCUUCAACAUGAUCACGGUUCUUCCGCAGCAGCUAGGCCAGCUUACGCAGCUGGAGCACUUCAUCAUCGUCGGGAACCAGGUCUCUCGAAUACCGGAAAUGUUCGCGAACCUCCGCAGCCUACGUGUCCUCGACUGUCGGCGGAACCCGAUCGUGGACAUCUCGGUCGUCUGCACGCUCCCGAAGAUCGAGCAGCUGCUCGCCGAUCACAACUCGAUGCACGCGCUCGACGUCUCGUUCGGACCCUCGCUGAAGGAGCUCGACGCUUCGCACAACGACAUCACGCAGCUCACGCUUGUCCCCGGCCCACUUGGGCUCCCGUACGCGCUCACGACACUGAACCUUUCGCAUGCGAAGCUGUCGACGCUCGACGAUAUGGCGCUGGCGCAGCUCACCGCGCUCGAGGUACUGCACAUCGACCAUAACUCCAUCCGGUCACUCCCGGAGAGCAUGGGCGGGCUUUCACGGCUGAAGCACCUCUCCUGCUCGAACAACCAUCUGUUUAUGCUCCCGAGUAGCAUCGGCCGCCUGCAGUGGCUGGAGAAGCUGGAGGCGCACAACAACGACCUCUCCGAGCUCCCGAUGAGCUUGUGGAACUGCUCGUCUCUUCAGGUCAUCAACGUCACUUCGAACGUCAUCAGCACCUGGAGCCUUCCUCCUGGCUCGAUCGACUUGGACGUCGCCGUGUCGCAUGCUUGGGGUAGUAGCAGCGUCAGCCUACUCUCUGACCGGAAAGGGUCGUCAAGUUCCAUAGCGGGUUCCUCCCUCCCGGCGCUUGCGUCUUCUCUGGAAGAGUUGUAUGUGGGCGAGAACAGCUUGACAGCGGACAGUCUGCACCCUCUCGCGCUCCUGAAGGAACUCGAGGUCCUCAACUUGUCAUUCAACAGCAUCCAGCAACUCCCGAGCAGUUUCUUCCGCAACUUGGUCAAGCUGCGCGAGCUAUACCUCAGCGGGAAUGAUAUCUCCGCUAUUCCGACGGAGAACCUGCAGCACAUGGUGUCUCUGGAGGUGCUGUUCCUGAACGGGAACAAGCUGCAGACAUUACCGAGGGAGAUCAGCAAGCUCACGAAGCUCUCGGUUAUGGACGUCGGGAGCAAUGUGCUGAAGUACAAUAUCAACAACUGGGAGUUUGACUGGAAUUGGAACUUCAAUACCAAUCUGCGUUACCUCAACCUGUCGGGGAACAAGCGGCUCGAGAUCAAGCCCGACAUGAACCAUAAACAGUCGCGCGGCCAGCAGCAGCUGUCCGACUUCUCGAGUCUAACUCAGCUGCGCAUCCUCGGCCUGAUGGAUGUCACCAUCGGCAUGCAGACGAACAUUCCCGAGGAAAGCGAGGACCGCCGGGUUCGGACAUCUAUGGCGGACGUGAAUGGGGUCGCAUACGGCAUCGCUGACACGCUCAGCAUACGGGGAGCCACCGACCAACUCACGAUGAUCGAUCUCGUGCAGCCAAACUUCCGCGGUAGCCCCGACGAAGCCGUCUUCGCGAUGUUCGGGCGCGCCUCGCACGUCGCGAGCAACAACAAGCUCACAAAGUUCCUGCACGACAGCUUCUUGCGCGUCUUCGCGGAGGAGCUUGCGCGGCUCAGCCGAAGCGAGGAGAUUCCGGACGCGAUGAGGCGAUCAUUCCUGAAGCUGAACAAGCUUCUGCACGACUAUCUGUAUUCGACGUCGGGGCGCAAGAUGUCACACGUCAGCGCGUCGGCGAUGAGCCAGGCCGUCCACGACAAGAUCGGCGCGUCUGGCAUCGUGCUGUAUCUCGUCGACCGUACGCUGUACAUCGCGAACGCAGGCAACGCGCUCGCCGUCAUCUCCCGGCAGGGCAUCGCUCGGCUGGUGUCGCGCAAGCACGACCCCUUCGACCGCCUUGAGACGGCGCGGAUCCGCGCCGCUGAGGGCUGGGUGUCCCCGAAAGGCUUCGUGAAUGACGAGAUCGAUGUGUCGCGGUCGUUUGGGUUCUACUACCUCCUCCCCGUCGUCAACCCACGCCCCGAUGUGUACAAGUACGACCUCACGACGCUGGAUGAGUUUGUCAUCGUCGGGAACCGUGGACUGUGGGACUACGUCUCAUACCAGACAGCCGUCGACAUCGCGCGGAAAGAGCGGGACCCGAUGAUUGCCUCUCAGAAGCUCCGGGACUUCGCUAUCAGUUAUGGGGCGGAGGGAACCACAAUGAUUAUGGUCAUCAGGGUAUCGGACCUCUUCCCCAAGGGGCUUCCAGGCGACCCGCAGGGCAGCCCGGAGCCCGUCAUAUUCCCCGAAGAGCUCAUCCGGAUGGUCAAGAACCAGAAGCCCAAGACCGGCAUCAUCAACAGCGCCAUCUCUCGGUUGAUCGAAGAAGUCCCGCCGCCCACUGGCCACCUCGCGCUGGUGUUCACGGAUAUCCGGAAUUCGACGCAUCUGUGGGAGGUCAAUCCCGGGAUGCAGUCCGCCAUGACUCUGCACAGCAACCUCCUCCGGCGACUUCUACGCUUCUGCGGCGGGUACGAGGUGAAGACCGAAGGCGACGCUUUCAUGUGUUCGUUCCCCACAACUCUCAGCGCACUCUGGUGGUGCAUGAGCGUCCAGACACAGCUCCUCGAGCUCCCUUGGCCGCUCGAACUGCUCGAGUGCGAGGACGGCAAGGAGAUCCACAAGGGUGGGAGGCUAUUGGCGCGAGGGCUCUCGUUGCGGAUGGGCAUCCACUGCGGGCAGCCUGUGUGCGAACCCGACCCCGUCACCGGUCGCAUGGACUACUUUGGGCCGAUGGUCAACCGCGCGGCGCGCGUGAACGCCGUCGCCGCAGGCGGGCAGAUCAUGUGCAGCGCGGACGUCAUCAAGGAGAUCAACGCGCGCAUCCUCGAGACCGGGCCCACAACAGACCACUCGCACCACCAGCCUCUCGACGCGAUCAACGCGAUCCGCACUAUGGGCGUUGCUAUAUUCCCCGUCGGCGAGGUGAAGCUCAAGGGCCUCGAGGUGCCUGAGUACCUCUCCAUCGUGUACCCGGAGAGCCUCCAGUUGCGACAGGACCUAGAGCCAUUCGAGGCCGCGCCGACCGCGUCGGGCUCGCGCGUGCAGUUCAGCGUCGAGCAGAUGCGCGAGCUUGGCCUACUCUGCGUGCGGCUGGAGACGCUCGCGAUGUCCAAGGUGUUCCGGCCCACGCCCGUGCGCAAGGGCAGCAUCGCGUCCGUCUCGGCCACUACCAAGCCGGAGGAUGACACGAAGUCGGCGUUGGUCGUGUACGACGACCCGAGUCUGUACCUGCCCGUGAUGGACGAGAAGUCGACCGACGCGGCGCUCACGACCGUCCUCCACUCCCUCUCCUUGCGCAUCGACAACGCCCUCACGAAACUCGCCUUCAUGUACAUGUCCGACAUCGAGCGGGAGCGCGGCGCGCCCGACCUGGCUCUGCGGGACCAGAUCCUGGAGCUCUGUCGCCCCAUCAUGCUAUAA